AUGGCGGAGGCGGCCGCGGGUGCGGUUGCGGUUGUUCCAGCCGGCCGCAGCGCGGCUGGGGCGGCGGCGGCGGUGUCCCCGCGGGGGGGAACCGGAGGCGGCGAGGUGGGGAGCAAGAGGCCGUCGUCCUUCCCCGUGGCGGCGCCGCGCGCGCACCCGCCGCCCAAGCGGAGGCUGGUCUCCGCCACGCGCCGUUUCCCGCCAGGGUGCGGGAGGGGCGGCGCCGACGGCGGUUCUCGGCUCGUGGCCGCACCUGCGCGCUCCAACGGCGGUUCUGCUGCGUCGCCUAAGCCACCGCCGCCGCCUCGCUCGGUAGCCGAGGCUGGUUCUGGUGUGCUGGCGAAGGCGUCUGCUGUAGUUGUUCCCCGACCGGUUGCGGACGGCGGUCGUCGCGGUCCAGAUGCUGGGGCACAGCGAUCGCCAAAGCGUCCCCGUCACAGUGGCGCGGCUGCUGCAGAUAGUUUGUUGGACACUGACCCGCAAGGUGGUGCAGGGAGGGGUGGUGAACUUGGGAGCAGCAAGCAGUUGGUGCCAGCCACUCGGUUGCUACCGGAACCGAGGAUGGUCUCUGCCAUCCGCAGCUUCCCGCGGACAGAGAGCAAGGAGUCCUCCACGGCUAGGGGCUCCUUUGGUCCCAAGAAGGAGGUGGUUGUAAAAGAUCCAGCUCAUCUUCGGCUGAAGGUUGCCUCUGCAUGCACAAUGGGCACCAUAAAUAAACUGAAUCAAGUGGUGGCUUCCAUGUUGGAAGAUGAUGGCUUCUUGAAGGCUAUAGAUGCUUAUGACAGAAAGCUUGAACUGAAGCUCAAUGUUUCAUCAGAUGCUCCUUCUGUGAGCUGUCAAGGGCGAUAUGGAACCCAGAAAGCGGAUGCCAGGCGUGAAGUCAAGAAGAUGUGCAUGAGGUUCCAGUUUAUAUGCAGGGCUAUAGUACAAUUUGUGGAACAGCGCUCGCUGAAGAUUAGUAGAAUUGACCUUGCAGCUGAUAAAGUGAUCAAGGAAUUGCCAGGAUUUACCCAACAUGAGCCUAUCAUUGGAAACGUUCCUGGAGUUGAAGUUGGUGAUGAAUUCCUGUACAGGGUUGAGCUGGUCCUUGUUGGUCUCCACCGACAGUACCAGGGAGGCAUUGACACCACCAGGGAUGAAAAUGGUGUGCUUUUUGCAAUUAGCAUUGUUGCUUCUGGAGGUUAUCCUGAUGAGCUAUCAAGCUCGGGUGAAUUAGUAUAUACUGGUUCCGGAGGAAAGUAUGCUGGUAAGAAGACUGAUGAGAAUCAACAGCUUAAGAGGGGUAACCUAGCCUUGAAGAACUGCAUCCAAACAGAGACUCCAGUCAGGGUGAUUCAUGGCUUUAAAGGUUUGAGUAGAGAAGAAGGCAGUCAUUCAAGAGCCAAAAAAGCUUCAGGUUUCACAUAUGAUGGUCUGUAUCAUGUUGUGGAUUGCUGGAGAGAAGGUCAGGCAGGUUCUAAGGUGUUUAAGUACAAGUUACAAAGGAUUCCUGGGCAACCAGAAUUGCCCCACUGCAGCAAAACUGCCCGCCGCAGCUAA
Molecule: messenger RNA, 1539 nt
Organism: Panicum virgatum (switchgrass)
Lineage: Eukaryota; Viridiplantae; Streptophyta; Magnoliopsida; Poales; Poaceae
Exons: 1
Coding region: 1-1539 (512 amino acids)
Source: RefSeq, a predicted model, not a curated record